Messenger RNA from Paramuricea clavata, 414 nucleotides. The record is from the annotation of a GenBank genome assembly. Lineage: Eukaryota; Metazoa; Cnidaria; Anthozoa; Malacalcyonacea; Plexauridae.
AUGUUAGUAGUUGAUUUUCAGCCACUUUUUGGGGAGUCAGCCCAUGGCCUAUAUGUUAUACCACUUGAAAAAUCAAAAUAUUUUGAACCCGAGAUAUUUGAUGAACUUGGGAACGACCUAAUUUCUCUUUCAUCAAAAGGCAAUACUAUACUCCUUGGAGAUUUUAAUGCUAGGACAAGUAAACUAGAAGACUACAUUUCGAAUAAAGGAAAUAAGCAUGUUUAUAAUAUCAAUGAACAUUCCUUACAACCUUUAGAAAGACAAAACAUCGAUGGAAUCAUAAACAACCAUGGAAAGCAACUUAUAAAUAUUUGCAAAAACAGUGACAUGAGAAUCUUAAAUGGUAGAACCAAGGGUGACUCGCUAGGAAGACCUAUUUUCCAUAGAAAAAAUGGAACAAGUGUUAUUGACUAA